Messenger RNA from Talaromyces stipitatus ATCC 10500, 2458 nucleotides. RefSeq names its product pentatricopeptide repeat protein. The coding region runs from base 1 to 2274 and encodes 757 amino acids. The record is from RefSeq and is a predicted model, not a curated record. The transcript has 2 exons. Gene Ontology annotation, molecular function: protein binding. Lineage: Eukaryota; Fungi; Ascomycota; Eurotiomycetes; Eurotiales; Trichocomaceae.
AUGCACGCUGCAAUGCUCCGCUCUAGCAAUGGGUUCAUACGGAACCUAGGUACUGGUGCUCGUUUCGGCAAGCGAUUACAAAUUGAUAGGCGAUCGAGACUCGGCGCUUCAUCACAUACGACAUAUAACAUCAGCAGAAACUAUUCGUCUUAUGUUCCACAGCCACGAUCUUUGGACGCUGAAAAUGGAGAACACUUUGCAUCAAUCGACGCCCCACCUGAAUCCGAACAGGCCCGUAUACCGAUGAGAGCAGUGCUUCGUAAUAUGCGCCUGGCAGAAUCCAACAACUACAAUCGGAAACUGAAGAGAAAGCAACGAAGAGAGGUCGUGGGAGAUAAAGAGGAUGUCGAUAAACUGAUGGAAUUGGCCAAGGGAAAAAGCCUUCCUGCUGGUGUCAACUCGACCGUUGUCUCGAGAGAACUGAACUGGUUGAAGGAUCCUAAAGAGUUGGGAAUUCGGAUCGGCAUACUUCUCCAGUCAGACCAAGUUCCGUUAGCUGUUGCAAUGUUACGACGAGCCGAGGCAAUGAAAAUGGAGACGUCCGCAGCAUGGAACAGGCUUUUCAGUUAUUGUUUUGACAGAGGCGCGCCUCUAGCGGCUUUUCGAUUUUAUAAUGAUAUGAAGAAAAGGGCGCGGGCCCCGACAUCCCAUACGUACACUAUCAUGCUGAAAGGACUCUGUCGAAAGUCUCGCCAAUCUGGCGUGAAACCUGUUGAGCUCGCCUACAAGAUUUAUCGGCAGUUAUUGGAUCCCGACUCAGAUAUCGAACCUACUCAUCAUCAUUAUCACGCCAUGCUCGAGGUGUGCGGAACAUAUCACGAUAUGGAAACAUUAUGGAAUGUCGUGGGCGAUCUUCCAGAAGCUGGACCCCAUAAACCUACAGCACAAACCUAUGGUUUGAUAUUGCAGGCUCUUCUCGACUCUUGCGAUAACCAGUUAAAAGAGAUCCCAGCGGACCAAAUGGAGCUUAGAAAGGAAAAACGUGAAACGCUUAUUCUUGAUGCGAAGCGAUUGUGGGCAGAUGUCAUAAACCAGUGGCGAAAGGGUGAGCUGGCUCUUGAUGGGGAGCUUGUUAGUAUAAUGGCUUGGGUACUCAUUGACCCCAUGGAUGAGCUAAAUACGUACAAUGCUCUUGCAUUGUACAAGCAAACAAUGGAUAUUCCCAUCCUGGUUCCCAAACCACAGAAUGCGCCAAUGAAAGCUUCCAAACAAGGAAAAUGGGAAGCUGCCGUACGUCUCAGCAAGAAGCGGGAAGAGCGCGAAAAUGAAUAUAAUUAUACGUCCUGGCAGCCUUUGGAGGAACAAGUGGGUAACGCGGAGGAGUCCGAAGAUAUUUUAUCUGCAAAGGAAGAAAGUAGCAAUACGGAAGACUUUGUGGAAGAUCUCGAAGAUGUCUUUGAUCCGGUAGAAGAAGUCAACAGCGAAGGCGGACCUUCGUUUCUUGUGCCGGAUAACAGGGUACUUCACAUUAUCUUGACGGUAUGCCGACUUUUGACCAAAGGCACAGCUCCAGGCAGAGGCUAUUGGAACCUUUUCACUCUGGACCGUGACGGUUACAAUAUAAAACCGGAUCCAGGCAACUUCUAUGCAUACUUGCGGUUACUUCGAAUCUCGCGAUCUAGUCAAACUGCUCUCGACGUAAUUCGUCAACAAAUGGUUCCUACUGGCCGGUUGGACGGAAAGGCACUUCAUAUCGCCAUGAGUUGCUGUCUCCGCGACAGGACAAACCCUAAUGUGCUCCUCAUUGCGCAGAGCUUUUUGUCCCUCAUGCAGGAGCAUCUCCCUCUACCGGAUCCUAAACCACUAAUGAAUUUUAUUGAGCUUUCGACUGUCCUGACUGAAAAUCCUCAAUGGCUCCUUGUCCUCAGAGGGUUAGAGGAUAUUGACCCGAAUACGACAAAUCUAACGAUCAUGGGCCGUAAUAUGAGGUGGUCACUACAGAAGAAGGUUAUUACCAGCCUCGAGCCACAUGCGAACCGACUCUACGAAUCGAUGGAGAAAGUGCUCGAUUCACCAGUGAAAUACUACUCGACGGGAAGUCCAAACUCUCCGGAAACCAUCAACGGCUACCUUGCGCUUCAAUUCAUGGUCAAGUUCCGUGAGCUAUUGGACAAGGUGCUCGGGACCCAGUAUGCCGAUACAAUGACCAAGGCAGAUCGCGACUGGAUUGCACCAUUGGCGAUCAAAUUGAGAAAGUUUUCGAAUCCAGAAGUUGCCAAGAAGGUCCAAAGUUCGGUGUUACGUCCGUUGAGUCAUCAUUAUUCGUAUGAUUGAGCUUGAGAUGACUUCUGAUGGAGGACUAUUUAUCUAUCAGCAUCUUGUAAAUCUCUUCCUUGUACCAUAUUUUCUCUCUUGUAUUUAUUGUAUGCAUGACACGGCGUUGAUCUGUUAGAUCGAUUGCAUCUGGGAUAUUUCGAUCACAUAUAUAGAUAUCUGUGAAUACAUCAAUGAUCAUUUU